Mercurialis annua (annual mercury) is the source of this 1092-nucleotide messenger RNA. Its product is annotated as triosephosphate isomerase, cytosolic. Bases 127 to 888 code for a protein of 253 amino acids. Gene Ontology annotation, cellular component: cytosol. Lineage: Eukaryota; Viridiplantae; Streptophyta; Magnoliopsida; Malpighiales; Euphorbiaceae. Gene Ontology annotation, molecular function: triose-phosphate isomerase activity. The transcript is spliced from 9 exons. Gene Ontology annotation, biological process: glycolytic process; glyceraldehyde-3-phosphate biosynthetic process; glycerol catabolic process. The record is from RefSeq and is a predicted model, not a curated record.
UGUAAUAAACCAGUGGCUGAAGUAUUACUAUAAAACCCCCCACUACAUUCAGUUCGUUUCGAUCAGUUCCAUAAGCUUUGUCUUCUACUCCUCGAUUUUAUCAAAUCUUUCAAUCCAACUUCAACUAUGGCCAGAAAAUUCUUUGUUGGUGGCAACUGGAAAUGCAAUGGUACCACUGAGGAUGUUAAGAAGAUUGUCAAAACUUUGAAUGAAGCUGAGGUUCCUUCUACUGAUGUUGUUGAGGUUGUGUUGAGCCCUCCAUUUGUAUUUAUUCCAUUGGUCAAAGAUUUGCUCAGACCCGACUUCCAGGUUGCAGCUCAAAACUGCUGGGUUAGCAAGGGUGGUGCCUAUACCGGAGAGAUUAGUGCUGAGAUGAUCAAAAGUUUGUCCGUUGAUUGGGUUGUUCUUGGUCACUCUGAACGUAGAGCUCUUUUGAAUGAGUCAAAUGAAUUUGUUGCCGAUAAAGUUGCAUAUGCACUUUCUAAAGGUUUGAAGGUGAUGGCCUGUGUUGGUGAGACUCUUGAACAGAGAGAAUCAGGAUCUACAAUGGAGGUUGUUGCUGCACAGACAAAAGCAAUUGCAGCAAAAAUUACAAACUGGGACGAUGUUGUUGUGGCUUACGAGCCAGUUUGGGCCAUUGGUACGGGAAAGGUUGCAUCACCUGCUCAGGCUCAAGAGGUCCAUGCUGACUUAAGGAAAUGGCUUCAUGACAAUGUUAGUGCUGAAGUUGCAGCAUCAACUAGAAUUAUUUAUGGAGGUUCUGUAAAUGGAGCAAACUGCAAAGAGUUGGCAGCACAACCAGAUGUUGAUGGAUUUUUGGUUGGUGGAGCUUCUUUGAAGCCGGAGUUUGUUGACAUCAUCAAGUCUGCAACUGUCAAGAGCGCAUAAGGUCUGCAAACUGUGUCUAGAACUUGAGUGUAAUUUUUUUAUCUUGCAACUUAUAAAUUUUCUCAGCUGUUUUUCCAGCUCGGUGAGCAGUCAUCAUCCCAAGAAAUAAGGAUAAUAACUCAGAUCUUUUGUCAUUGUAUUUUAUUCACGAACUUCAAAUAAUUUAUUAGCAAUACUAAACUUGAGGCGGAUUUGUUUAUUGAA